AUGCCUGAAGCCGUGAAGCGGGUGCUGGGCGAAGCUACGAACAAUCUCCGCAGUCCAUUGAAUACGCCGGCUGCUAUCAAGAAGCGCAAACUUGAAGCAGAAGCUAUUGUCAAGGUCAAUUCGCCAUCUCAAAAUGGACAACGGAAGGCGUUUGGCUCGAGCCAGCCGCAGAAGAGUCAGUUCGAAGAGGAGGUGCUGGAAAAGUUGACACAGGAUAUCAGCGGAUUGAAGGAUUCGAACUCCGAGAAGGAUCAGCAAUGGGAGCGGCCACCACUUGGGGAGUUUGAUCCCACGAAAGAGAACAUCUGCUUCCAGCAGAUUGAUGCCGAGGAAGGGACAAUCAUGGGUGGCAAGACGGCAAUUCGGUUGUUUGGCGUUACAGAGGUUGGCCAAUCCGUCUUGCUCCACGUUACCGGAUUCCAACACUAUCUCUAUAUCGCUGCCCCUGUGAACUUUACGAAAGAAGACUGCGAACCCUACCGUGCUUUCCUGGAAACCAAAACCGGUCUAUUCCAAAAUGCUAUCCAAUCGGUCCAGAUAACGAUGCGAGAGAACAUUUACGGAUUUCAAGGAAACCAGAAAAGCUAUUACUUGAAGAUUACGGUGACGGAGCCCAGAUACAUCACCAAGGUGCGAAGUGCGCUCGAGAACGGUGGCUCGAGUAUGAACUACAAGGGGUUAUGGAGCAGUUCAGAUUCGGGGAUCCUCACCUUCGAUAAUAUUCAAUAUCUGUUGAGGUUCAUGAUUGAUACAAACAUCGCGGGUAUGGCCUGGGUAGAGGCCAAGGCAGGAAAAUACCAUUUAUUCUCUCCGAACGAAAAGUUAUCAACAUGCCAGAUCGAAGCAAGCGUUGACUAUCGUGAUCUCAUUUCACACCCUCCCAACGACGAGUGGGCUAAAAUGGCACCUCUUCGCGUAUUGUCGUUCGAUAUCGAAUGUGCUGGACGAAAAGGCAUUUUCCCCGAACCCAACCAAGACCCAGUGAUCCAAAUAGCCAACGUCGUCACUCGAUAUGGUGAAUCGAAGCCUUUCGUUCGAAACGUAUUUGUACUGGAUACGUGCAGCUUAAUUGUUAACACCCAAGUUCUGGAGUUCGACAAGGAGGAAAAAAUGCUCAUGGCAUGGCGUGAUUUCGUGGACAAAGUUGACCCUGAUGUGAUCAUCGGAUAUAACAUUGCCAACUUCGAUUUCCCUUAUCUCUUAGACAGAGCGAAACAUCUCAAAUGUGCAGGAUUUCCGUACUGGACUAGAUUAAGGGGUAUUCAGUCGCAGGCCAAGGAAACCAACUUCUCCAGCAAACAGAUGGGCAACCGCGACACAAAGUCAACGAACACGAACGGCAGAAUCCAACUUGAUCUCCUUCAAUUAGUUCAGCGUGACUACCAUCUUCGAAGCUAUACGUUGAAUUCGGUCUCCUACGAGUUCUUGGGCGAACAGAAAGAAGAUGUUCACCAUACGAUGAUCACUGAGUUAUUCAACGGGACACCCGACUCAAGACGCCGUCUAGCCGUUUACUGUUUGAAAGAUGCAUACCUUCCGCAGCGGUUGAUGGACAAAUUAAUGUGCCUGGUCAAUUAUACCGAGAUGGCAAGAGUUACUGGUGUACCUUUCAAUUUCUUACUUUCGCGAGGUCAACAAGUCAAGUUCAUUAGUCAACUGUUCCGGAAAGCGUUAGAGCAACAGCUUGUUAUACCCAACGCAAAAUCGACUGAUGAGCAAGACUACGAAGGUGCCACUGUCAUUGAACCGGUUCGAGGCUACUACGGCGUACCAAUUGCGACACUGGAUUUUGCAUCACUAUACCCGUCGAUUAUCCAGGCACACAAUCUAUGUUACACGACAUUGCUGAACAAGACAAGCGUUGAGAAGCUUGGUUUGAAGAAAGAUGAAGACUACAUCGUCACUCCAAACGGCGAUAUGUUCUGUACCAUAAAAGUUCGCAAGGGUCUUCUUUCGCAAAUUUUGGAAGAACUGCUCACUGCAAGAAAACGUGCAAAGAAGGAACUUGGAGUAGAAACUGACCCAUUCAAGCAGGCUGUGUUGAACGGACGACAGCUUGCCUUGAAGGUCAGCGCAAACAGUGUUUACGGUCUUACCGGCGCGACGGUUGGGAAACUGCCGUGUCUGCCCAUCGCCAGUAGCACGACCAGUUAUGGUCGUCAAAUGAUUGAGAAGACGAAGCAAGAGGUGGAGGCCAAGUACACUAUUGCCAACGGAUAUUCCCAUGAUGCCAAGGUAAUCUAUGGUGAUACCGACUCAGUCAUGGUGAAGUUUGGCGUGGCUGAACUUGAGGAUGCCAUGAAGCUUGGGCAAGAGGCAUCCGAAUAUGUCUCGUCCAAGUUCAUCAAGCCCAUCAAACUAGAAUUCGAAAAGGUCUAUUUCCCGUAUCUUCUUAUCAACAAAAAGAGAUAUGCGGGUCUCUACUGGACGAAUCCGAAGAAGUUCGACAAGAUGGACACUAAGGGUAUCGAGACUGUCCGUAGAGAUAACUGCCUGCUGGUCCAGAACGUAAUUGAAACGGUGCUGAACAAGAUAUUGAUCGACCGGAACCUCGAUGCUGCUCAAGAAUACGUCAAGGAUACCAUUUCGGAUCUUCUACAGAACAAGGUCGAUAUGUCGAAACUUGUGAUUACGAAAGCGCUUUCGAAAUCCGACUACACGGCCAAGCAAGCACACGUUGAACUUGCGGAGCGAAUGCGGAAACGUGAUGCAGGUUCAGCACCCACUCUAGGUGACCGUGUCGCAUAUGUCAUCGUGAAAGGUGCCGGAGGUUCAAAGAACUACGAGAAGUCGGAAGACCCUAUUUUCGUCCUUGAAAACAAUAUUCCCAUCGAUACGAAAUACUACCUCGAUAACCAACUCGCGAACCCUCUUGGUCGUAUUUUCGAACCCAUCCUCGGAGAGAAGAAAGCCAACCAGCUGCUUACCGGAGAGCACACGCGUUCAAUUUCCGUUGCUGCACCAACCCUUGGUGGUCUUAUGAAGUUCGCGAAGAAAACCCAAACCUGCAUGGGCUGCAAGAAACCUCUUUCCGGGAAGGAAGAGAUGGCCGGGGCUGUCUGCGAACACUGCCGCCCUCGUCUUGGUGAAUUGUAUACCAAGACGCUGACCAAGACGUCUGACCUAGAGGUCCGUUUCGGUCGACUGUGGACACAGUGUCAACGCUGCCAAGGCAGUCUACAUUGCGAGGUCAUUUGCUCUUCCCGAGAUUGUCCAAUUUUCUACAUGCGAAUGAAGGCGAAGAAGGAUGUGGAGGAUUCGCAAAAGGAGCUGUCACGAUUCGAUUUUGAUCCUGGUGCUUGGUGA
Molecule: messenger RNA, 3306 nt
Organism: Aspergillus ruber CBS 135680
Lineage: Eukaryota; Fungi; Ascomycota; Eurotiomycetes; Eurotiales; Aspergillaceae
Product: DNA-directed DNA polymerase delta POL3
Exons: 3
Coding region: 1-3306 (1101 amino acids)
Biological process (GO): DNA replication proofreading; nucleotide-excision repair, DNA gap filling; DNA-templated DNA replication
Cellular component (GO): delta DNA polymerase complex
Molecular function (GO): 3'-5'-DNA exonuclease activity; DNA binding; DNA-directed DNA polymerase activity
Source: RefSeq, a predicted model, not a curated record